AUGGCUCCUGCGGGCUUUCCGACAACCCUGUCGGGCAUCUUUUCAACAAAGAGCCUGAGUUUCAUCCAUCAAGUCCCGAGGCUGAACGCCAUCUAUGGUUGCACGCGGCAGACCAAAAGAAAUGUGUACUCGUGUUCCGGCGGCAGGGCCCCGCUGGCAACCAGGCAUACAAGCCUGAUCCAGCUCCCUCCCAGAGCGGUUACCAUCUGGUCGCGACUCAAGGCUGAUCUCACGUCUGGCUCGGUUCCCUACUCAGAGCUCACGAUCGGUGUCCCAGCAGAAACCUUUGCCGGAGAGCGUCGCGUGGCUGUGGCGCCCCAAAACAUCCCUCUUCUCCUUAAAAAGGGGUUUGCUCGCGUCCUCGUGGAGCGCGGUGCUGGCGCCGAAGCUCAGUAUGCCGACGAAGUAUACGAACACAUGGGCGCCACCAUCGUGGAUCGCCAGACUGUUUGGUCUGAAAGUAACGUGCUGCUCAAAGUCCGCGCCCCCGACGUCGAGUCCGAGGUGCCGCUUAUUCGCGAAGGGGCCGCCCUGAUAUCGUUUAUCCAACCGGCUCAGAACAAAAGUCUGGUUGACGCCCUCGCCUCACGCCGCGUGACUGCAUUUGCCAUGGACAUGAUUCCGAGGAUAUCUCGGGCACAGGCAUUCGAUGCUCUUAGUUCCAUGGCCAAUAUUGCCGGGUACAAAGCCGUUCUCGAAGGGUCGAAUCAUUUUGGCCGAUUCCUGACUGGCCAGGUCACUGCCGCGGGGAAGAUCCCGCCCGCCAAAGUGCUAGUCAUCGGCGCAGGCGUUGCCGGGUUGAGUGCCAUCACUACGGCUCGUCGCUUGGGUGCGAUCGUCCGUGGGUUUGACACUCGGUCGGCGGCGCGCGAACAGGUCCAGUCUCUCGGGGCGGACUUCCUCGAAGUCAGCGUCCAGGAGGAGGGCGGCGGAGCAGGAGGCUACAGCAAAGAAAUGUCCAAGGAAUUCAUCGAGGCCGAGAUGAAGCUGUUCAUGGAUCAGUGCAAGGACGUGGAUAUUGUGGUCACCACCGCACAAAUCCCAGGCAAGCCCUCUCCCAAACUCAUCACUGAAAAGAUGGUCAGCGCCAUGAGGCCGGGCUCGGUGAUUGUGGAUCUCGCAUCUGAAGGUGGAGGGAAUUGUGAAGUUACGGUUCCCGGGCAGCUCAUCGUCCACAACCAUGUCACCGUCAUCGGGUAUACAGAUUUCCCGUCCCGCCUUCCAACCCAGUCGACCAGCCUGUAUUCCAACAACAUCACGAAGUUUCUCCUAUACCUCGCCCCCAAAGACAAUCAUUUUGGCGUCGAUUUGGAAGACGAAGUCGCCCGUGGCUCCAUCGUCACUCACAAUGGCCAAGUCAUCCCUCCAGCUCCACGCCCGGCUCCGCCGCCCGCUUCCACCCAGCCACAUCAUGAACCUGAACUCAAGCCAGUCGAACUGACCCCGUGGGAGAAGCAAACGAGAAACGUGGCCGCAGUGACGGGGGGAAUGAGUGCAGCCCUGGCACUCGGCAAACUGACCGGGCCGCUCUUCAUGAGUAGCAUGUUCACAGCCGGUCUUGCUGGUCUCAUCGGGUAUCGAUCGGUCUGGGGGGUGAUUCCUGCCCUCCAUUCUCCGCUGAUGAGUGUCACCAAUGCCAUUUCGGGCAUUGUUGGGGUGGGCGGCUUCUUCGUCAUGGGCGGAGGAUUCUUCCCUGAGACCAUCCCGCAGGUUCUCGGUGCUCUCUCGGUUCUCCUGGCGUUUGUGAACAUUUCCGGUGGCUUCGUCAUCACCAAAAGAAUGCUGGAUAUGUUCAAGCGCCCGACCGAUCCCCCGGAAUAUCCCUACCUAUAUGCAAUCCCUGGCAUUCUGUUCGGCGGCGGCUUCAUCGUAGCUGCGAGUACGGGCACGGCGGGGUUGGUGCAGGCUGGGUAUCUGGUCAGCAGCCUCCUCUGCAUUGGAUCGCUUUCGGGUCUCGCGUCUCAAGCAACUGCGAGAACCGGGAACCUCCUCGGAAUCUUGGGGGUAUUUGCAGGGAUCAUCGCAUCCUUGGGGGCGGUAGGAUUCUCCCCCGAAGUGCUAGCUCAAUUUGGGGCCAUUGCAACGGUCGGUGGCAUUAUUGGUGCUCUCAUUGGAAGACGAAUCACACCCACCGAACUACCCCAGACCGUUGCAGCCUUGCACUCGGUGGUGGGUCUUGCCGCCGUAUUCACCAGCAUAGGCAGCGUUCUCGCCCACGUCUCGGAGAUCUCAACCUUGCACAUGGUGACUGCUUACCUGGGUGUUCUGAUCGGUGGAAUCACGUUCACUGGCUCGAUUGUUGCGUUUCUCAAACUGGCAGGGCGCAUGUCCUCGCGCCCCACAAUCCUUCCUGGCCGACAUCUGAUAAACGCAUCUCUGCUCGCCGCCAACGCAGGCACAAUGGGGGCGUUCAUCACCAUGGCCCCUGGGGCGCCCGCCGUGGCGGCGGUCUGUCUGUCUGCCAACACGGCCCUGAGUUUCACGCAAGGGUAUACCACAACGGCUGCCAUUGGUGGAGCUGAUAUGCCCGUGGUGAUUACCGUGCUCAAUGCAUACUCUGGCUUUGCACUUGUCGCCGAGGGUUUCAUGCUCGACAACCCUCUCCUGUUGACCGUAGGGUCGCUUAUCGGCGUGAGCGGUUCGAUCCUGUCGUAUAUCAUGUGCGUCGCGAUGAACCGGUCGCUGACCAACGUACUAUUCGGUGGUAUUGCGCCCAUUGCGCAGGCGAACCAAGAAAUCAAAGGCCAAGUAAUCAAGACGACGGCCGAAGAAACCGUCGACGCUCUAGCCAGUGCGGAGAACGUGAUUAUUGUGGUCGGAUACGGCAUGGCGGUGGCCAAAGCACAGUAUGCGAUUGCCGAAAUCACCUCGUUACUGCGAAGCAAGGGCGUCAACGUCCGGUUUGCCAUCCACCCAGUGGCAGGCCGAAUGCCAGGCCAGUGCAAUGUGCUGCUAGCCGAGGCGUCGGUGCCGUACGACAUUGUCCUGGAGAUGGACGAGAUCAACGACGACUUCCCGGACACGGAUGUCACACUGGUGAUUGGGGCCAACGAUACGGUGAAUCCACUGGCUUUGGAGGCCGGGUCGCCGAUCGCGGGGAUGCCGGUCCUGCAUGCGUGGAAGUCCAAGAACGUGAUUGUCAUGAAGAGGGGGAUGAGUAGUGGUUAUGCCGACGUGCCCAACCCGAUGUUCUACAUGCCCGGAACACGCAUGCUGUUCGGCGACGCCAAGCAGACGUGCGACGCGCUCAAGGCGAUGCUGGAGACGAGGUAUAAGGCGCAGUUCCAUGUCUAA
This is a messenger RNA of Capronia epimyces CBS 606.96, 3294 nucleotides long. RefSeq lists its product as uncharacterized. The record is from RefSeq and is a predicted model, not a curated record. Bases 1 to 3294 code for a protein of 1097 amino acids. Lineage: Eukaryota; Fungi; Ascomycota; Eurotiomycetes; Chaetothyriales; Herpotrichiellaceae. Gene Ontology annotation, cellular component: mitochondrial inner membrane. The transcript has 9 exons. Gene Ontology annotation, biological process: proton transmembrane transport; NADPH regeneration. Gene Ontology annotation, molecular function: NAD binding; NADP binding.